This is a messenger RNA of Odocoileus virginianus texanus, 2562 nucleotides long. It is a transcript of the gene DDX51, whose product is annotated as DEAD-box helicase 51. The record is from RefSeq and is a predicted model, not a curated record. Lineage: Eukaryota; Metazoa; Chordata; Mammalia; Artiodactyla; Cervidae. Gene Ontology annotation, molecular function: nucleic acid binding; ATP binding. Gene Ontology annotation, cellular component: nucleus.
AUGGCGCUCUUCCACGUCGCGCGGUACGCUGGCCCCGAGGCGGCCGGGGCGGAGGCCGAGGCAGACAACCGGGCUCGCGCGCUGCUGGAGCGGCUGCAGUGCCGGGCCCGAGAGCGGCAGCUGCAGAAGCAGCCGCCGCAGGGAGCGCCCGAGGAGGCCGCGCAGAGCGCGCCGGCGGCGGGGAAGCGGCGGCGACGGCCUCGCAGAACUCGGAGGCGCGAGGGCGGCAGGGAGCCGGGGAGCCCGCCCGCGCCCCUCAGCAAGCGGCAGAAGACCGACGACGAAGACGAGGAGGAGGGCGCAGAGAGCAGUGAGGAGACACCGGCGGAGAGCAGCGUGGGCGCCGAAGCCGCACGAUCGCGGGAGAGCCGGGGCGGCCCGCCCCCCGAAGAGGCCUCUGGGCCCCUAACCCACGCCCUGGUGCUCGGGGGCUUCGGGAGAAGCAAGGUGCCAAAGGUCCAGCCUUUCCUGCCAGUGUGGUUGGCUCAGCCAAGCUGCGUUGGAAAGAAUGUAACUGAAGGCUUGGUGCCUAUCGAAGACAUCCCUGAAGUCCACCCAGACCUGCAGAAGAAGCUGCAGGCACAGGGCAUCUCAUCCUACUUUCCAGUGCAGGCUGCAGUGAUUCCUGCUCUCCUAGAGAGCACAGCCAAUGGGUUUCUGGUCAGCAGAGGCGGCUACCGGCCUAGCGACCUCUGUGUUUCUGCCCCAACGGGCAGUGGGAAGACCCUGGCCUUCGUCAUCCCUGUGGUGCAGGCCCUGCUACAUCGAGCUGUGUGCCAGGUUCGUGCCCUGGUUGUGCUGCCAACCAAGGAGCUGGCCCAGCAGGUGAGCAAAGUGUUCAACGUCUACACGGAUGCCACUCCUCUUCGGGUGGCACUGAUCACUGGGCAGAAGUCGCUGGCUAAGGAGCAGGAGAGCCUCGUGCAGAAGACAGCAGAUGGCUUCCGCUGCCUGGCCGACAUCGUGGUGGCCACCCCUGGCCGCCUGGUGGACCACGUCGACCAGACCCCAGGAUUCAGCCUCCAGCACCUCCGCUUCCUGAUCAUUGAUGAGGCCGACCGCAUGAUCGACAGCAUGCACCAGUCCUGGCUACCGCGGGUGGUGGCUGCCGCCUUUCCUAGUGAGGGCCCCAAGGAUCCCUGUGCUGUGCUCCAGAGAACGCAGCCCCGGGUGGUGACUGCUGCCAGCAUGUGCUGUCCCCAGAUGCCCCUGCAGAAGCUACUCUUCUCAGCCACCCUUACCCAGAACCCCGAAAAGCUGCAGCAGCUUGGCCUUUAUCAGCCCCGGCUCUUCUCAACGGGGUCAGCACACAAGGGCCCCAGAGACCCCGACAUUGACGUGGACAUGGAUUCGGGUGGGAAGUACACCUUCCCCGCAGGGCUCACGCAUCACUACGUGCCCUGCAGUCUCCGCUUCAAACCAUUGGUCGUCUUGCAUCUGAUCUUGGAAAUGAACUUCUCACGGGUCCUCUGCUUUACCAACUCCCGUGAGAACUCACACAGGCUGUUCCUGCUGGUCCAGGCUUUUGGGGGUGUGACCGUGGCCGAGUUCUCCUCCCGCUAUGGGCCUGGCCAGAGGAGGAGCAUCUUGAAGCAGUUUGAGCAGGGGAAGACCCAGCUUCUCAUCAGCACUGACGCCACAGCCCGCGGCAUCGAUGUGCAGGGCGUGCAGCUGGUGGUCAACUACGAUGCCCCCCAGUACCUGAGGACCUACGUGCACAGGGUUGGAAGAACUGCCCGGGCAGGAAAAUCCGGACAGGCCUUCACGCUGCUCCUUAAAGUGCAGGAAAGGAGGUUUCUCCGCAUGCUUGAGGAAGGUGGGGUGCCCGGGCUGGAGCGGCAUGAAACCCCCAGCGAGUUCCUGCAGCCGCUGGUCCCACGGUACGAGGAGGCCUUGUCCCUGCUGGAGAAGGCCAUCAAGGAGGAGCGGAAGCACAAGGCAGCCUAGGCCAGGACUGGGGACACCAGCGAGGGCGCCCUCCUUCCUGGAAAGAUCCUGAGCAGUGGCUGCCAGAUGCCUGAGCGGGAGACAGGGAUUCCUCAGUGACAAGAGUCUCGGUCCCCAAGUACUCUGCUGCUUCAGGCCAGGCCUCGGGACACACAUGAGGCUUGGCCCAGGCCCAAGACCGGCAGAGGGGCACAAGGUCAGGUCAGCUUCCCGUCAGGUGGUCUUCCUGGAAAUAAGGCUCCAGUGAAGCUGUUCACACUCGCCCAGAACUGACGGGGUUGUGUCUGCCAUGCGUUUGGCUGUAAGUUGGGGGUCAGCCUCGAAGUGCCUUCAGGAAUGCAGUUCUUCUAAGGAUGUGAGCCACCACCCUGAGUGGGAGAGGUGGCCCUGGGUCCCUCACUCUUGGGGCGAAGCACUGGCCACUUGGUAGCCAUUGCCUGAGAGGCAUUGCAGAGACCAGAGGACACGCUGUGUGGUCAUCAGUGCUUUACUUCAUGAUUAUUCGUGUGAGAUGAACAUCUAGAAAAUGGCUUCGGAGCACCAACCACUGGCUGUGAACAAGCCUCAUUUCCAAGACUCAUGUGCUAACGUUAAAUAAAGUGUUAAACUGGGGAC